UCUGCUGCCUCGGUGUGUGUUUUUUUUGUCUACCGCAAUCAUGAGCGAAGAUGACAAUUCAGCAUCGUCGAAAGACAGAGAUGCGACCCUGCUGCUGACUAAAGAUGGACAGAGGUAUUACGUGAAUAAGAGCGGAGUGGUGGACAGCCGAAAUGUGAACACACCACUGGAACCGGACAACAACAACAACGCCUCCUCCUACGACAUGGACGAUCCGGACGAGGAGAGCGACGUCCUGGACACCUCGGACGCCAGAGACGGCGCGGCGAGCCCGGAGGAGCUGAACGACGAGGAUACGUCGGAAGGCGACAACGCCCCCAAACAGUGCACCUAUGAGGGAUGCACGGAGACCACGACGCAGGUGGCCAAGCAGAGGAAGCCGUGGAUGUGCAAGAAACACCGCAACAAAAUGUACAAAGACAAGUACAAGAAGAAGAAGAGUGACCAGGCCAUGUCCAGUGGCAAACUUGAUGAAAACUCAGAGGAACGGCCUGUGUCAGUGAACAAACAGCGUCUUGGUUCCAUGGGAGACAGACCAGCCAGACCCUCCUUGAUAGAGCAGGUUCUCAACCAGAAAAGACUGUCUCUGCUCAGGAGUCCGGAGGUGAUCAGCUUCCUGCAGCAGCAGCAGCAGCUCCUGGCCUCACAGGGCCGCAGUCAAUCAACACAGCAGCAGUUCCAGGGCUGCUGACGCCCAAACGUCAAUGUAACUUUUUUAUAAUAAUGAUGGAACCCAGAAGAACAUCAAAGCAUAAUUCAAUAGUGUAGACAGAGAGACUUGUGGACUGAACCAGUGGAACCGAUGUAACUUCAUCAAAAUACAGGAAGUUCUGAAGUAGCAGACAUGUAUUCAAACCACGUCUGGUGCUGGUUAGGAAAACCUUAGCUUUAAACCAGCCAGCCCUUUUUUUUUAACAUAUAUCUUUUUAGAAUUUUACUGCAUUGACACCCGUUCAUGCUGUUGUUUUCUUUGUGUUUUAGAACUGCUUCGAGAACACUUUUUAAGGCUGAUCUCGCGGAACAAAUGAUUAAUCUUCACUGUGUUUCCUGUCUGACUUCUCUUGAACUUUUGCUACAUAUGACAAUUGUUUUAGUGGGUGUCUGUAGCCUCUCUCCUUAGUCAAGUCUGGCUGUCAGGACAUGUUUUUUAUCACAAACUUUAUCAGUUUAUCGACUGUUGCACAAACAUAAUGUGAAAAAGUAACAAUAUAGCCCCAUUUCCAACACGGGGUCCGGUUCGGUACCGCUCCGACCCUAUAGGGUGGAGCUAGACACACUGCCGCCUAUUGAUUGGUUGAAAGUAUCAUCACUUUCUGUGUGACAGCGGUAAAAAAAGGACGAACACAAAUUACUCUCUUCGAUUUUGAGAGUCAUUUCAAGGCUGUUUUUUUUGUGUUUGAUUAAAUGUCAGGACUUUCCACUGAUCCCCUGGGUGACCUUGGAGAUGCUGACCUCUAAUGGACGUCCUCCAUUGUAGCCCUUUGUUUACUGUUACUGUUACUAUUACGUAUGGCUAUCUCCAUCCGGCUUACACCUUAAGGGUUGAGUUGGCGGUGGAAAUGGGGCUUAUGUGUUUGGUGGAAUGAAUAAAAAGGUCAUACUAACUGUUUAUGUUUUAAAAGUGUCAGGGAAAAGUUAUGUACUGUAUGUUGUUUGUGUGUUUCUAAGUUGAAGUGAAUAUUCCCUGCUGUGAAAAUGAGAGUAAAUGAAUUAUGCUAAUAUUGAAAAA
Molecule: messenger RNA, 1729 nt
Organism: Labrus mixtus (cuckoo wrasse)
Lineage: Eukaryota; Metazoa; Chordata; Actinopteri; Labriformes; Labridae
Gene: rfxap
Product: regulatory factor X-associated protein
Exons: 3
Coding region: 41-691 (216 amino acids)
Biological process (GO): regulation of transcription by RNA polymerase II
Cellular component (GO): nucleus
Source: RefSeq, a predicted model, not a curated record